Emericellopsis atlantica is the source of this 1398-nucleotide messenger RNA. Its product is annotated as pyridoxal phosphate-dependent transferase. Gene Ontology annotation, cellular component: mitochondrion. The transcript has a single exon. Gene Ontology annotation, molecular function: transaminase activity; pyridoxal phosphate binding. The coding region runs from base 1 to 1398 and encodes 465 amino acids. Lineage: Eukaryota; Fungi; Ascomycota; Sordariomycetes; Hypocreales; Bionectriaceae. The record is from RefSeq and is a predicted model, not a curated record.
AUGGCCCCCAGCGCCAUCGAAGAUACUGGCCAUGAAGCUAUCAUUGUGCCGCCCCGCAAGACCCUUCUGCCCAUUCUCGACAAGCACGACGAGGCCGAGCUGAAGCGCAAGGCAGACAAGCAUCUCCUGUACUGCGGCUCCCAAUUCCACCCCGAUGUCAUCACCGCCUGCGAGGGCAUCUACCUCCACACAGCAUCCGGCCACCGCAUCCUCGACUGGACAUCCGGCCAAAUGUCCUGUCUGCUCGGCCACGGCCACCCAGAGAUUGUCGACGUGAUCACCAAGCACGCCAUGCACCUCGACCACCUCUUCUCCGGCAUGCUCUCGCCCCCCGUCAUCGCGCUCAGCGAGCGGCUGUGCUCGAACCUGCCCGACGGCCUCGACAAGGCCUUUUUUCUCUCCACCGGCGGCGAGAGCAAUGAGGCCGCCAUCAAGCUCGCCAAGGCUUACACAGGCAAGUUUGAAAUCGUCGGCCUCGGCGCCUCGUGGCAUGGCAUGACCGGCAACGCCAUCGGCGCCCAGUACCACUUUGGCCGCAAGGGUCACGGCCCCAUGGUGCCGGGCAUGCACAUGCUCCCCUCGCCCAACGCGUACCGCUCCGUCUUCCGCCGCCCGGACGGCUCCUACGACUGGGAGGCGGAGAUGGCGUACGGCUGGCGCAUGAUCGACAUGGCCUCCGUCGGCUCCCUCGCCGCCUGCAUCGUCGAGUGCAUCCAGAGCUCGGGCGGCAUGCUCGUCCUGCCCGACGGCUACCUAACCGCCGUCAAGCGCGAGUGUGAGAAGCGCGGCAUGCUCCUCAUUGUCGACGAGGCGCAGACCGGCAUCGGCCGCUGUGGCGAGAUGGUCUGCGUCAACCACGAGGGCGUCGUGCCGGACAUUCUCACCCUGUCCAAGACACUUGGUAAUGGUCUGCCCCUGAGCGCCGUGGUCACGAGCGCCGCCAUCGAGGAGGUUUGCAAGGCGCGCGACUUCUUCUUCUACACGACUCAUCUCAACGAUCCCCUCCCCGCCGCCGUGGGCGACAAGGUCCUCGAGAUCCUCCUCCGCGACGACCUCAUCGCCCAGGCCCGCCGGUCCGGCGCCCUCCUCCAGCAGGGUCUGCGCGGGCUCAUGCGCCGCUACGGCUGCAUCGGUGAUGUCCGUGGACGCGGUCUGCUCGCGGGCGUGGAGAUUGUCUCGGACAGGGAGGCCAAGACGCCCGCGCUCGAUGUGGCCAGGCGGAUCGGCGAGCGGGCGUACGAGCUCGGCGUCUGGGCUAACCUGAGCAGUCACCCGAGCUUUGGCGGCGUGUUUAGGAUCGCGCCCCCUAUCACAAUUACGGAGGACCAGCUGCGGGAGGGGCUGGGCAUGUUCGAGCAGGCGUUGCGGGAGACGGAGGGCAGCAUGCCUCUGUACUAG